Messenger RNA from Closterium sp. Naga37s-1, 1962 nucleotides. Lineage: Eukaryota; Viridiplantae; Streptophyta; Zygnematophyceae; Desmidiales; Closteriaceae. The record is from the annotation of a GenBank genome assembly.
AUGGAGGGCGAGAUGCCACCGACCGCGACGCAUGUGCACAACGCAACAGAGGGAUCCAACGGUCCCAAGGUGCUGGACCUGCCGUGCGCAUACCAAUUCGAUGAGAGCCUCGCUGCCUGGAGCUGCAAAGGCGUGCUCGGGAAGAAUUUGGCGGAACGGACAGCGACGCUUGUGUCGACUCUCGAUGCGAUUCGGAAGAACCCGAGUGGGUUCUAUGGGAACAUUCACACCGUGAAAUAUCCUGACGGCGCUGUGCAUGGUGGGAAGGAUGAAACCUGGCCCCUCUUUCUCUCAUAUCCCAUCCACGUGCACCUUCCCCUCCCAUUCCCCACCUGCCCCUUCCAACCCCUACCUGCCCCCUCCUCUCCUCCCACCCUCCACCUGCCCCUCCCACGCCUCACCUGCCCCUCUCUGUGGUCGAGGGAAUCCCCAAACACCGACACCCACCGCUGCAUGAGUGACUUGGGGCCACCCUCCCAACCACCCAAUCCUUCGCUCCCUUCCCACCUCCCCUACGCCUUACCUGCCCCUCCCCAUGCCCCACCUCCCCCAUGCCCCACCUGCCCCUCCCACGCCUCACCUGUCCCUCCCUGUGGUCGAGGCUCGGGAGCUGGCCGGUUGACGAACGAGGGAGGAGAGGAAGAUGAGGAGAAGAAGGCAGGUUUCAGCGAGCAGGACCAGGAGAAUCUUUACAACCUCGUGCACGAUCACGCGACGAGCGGCAAGCAGGGGUUGGGAAUUGGCGACCUGCCGCGGAAGGUGGCGGGGGCUCGAUGGAAGGGCACCAAACAGACGUUCGAAGAUUUAGAAGAGGUCAGCGAGGGGGAGGAGAAUGAGGAGGAUGGGAAUGAGAGCGAGGAGGAGGUGGUGGAGGAGGGAAGGGGGGAAGAGGAGAACAGGGAUGGUGCAGCAGCUGGUGCAGAAGGGGCGGUAUUGACAACAGGCGCAGAAACUGCUGCUGCUGCUGUGGAUGCGGGUUGGGGUGAUGGUGCUGGGUCAGCGGAGCAGGAAGGGGGAGAGAAGGAAGGGAGGAGCAAGAAGCGGAAGAGAGAGGAUCGAUGGCAGCACAACGAGAAGGUUGUGAAAGAAGAGGUGAAGGAGGAGGGGAUUCGUGCAGAGGAUAAGGGAAAGGAAGGAGAGGCAGGUGGCAGCAGGAAGAAGUUGAAGAAAGGGAGCAGCGCUGGCAUGGAGGUGUCAGGCAGUGAACCGGCUGAUGGCUCAAAGGGCGGUGUUGCGUUGAAGACUCGAGUGAAGCGCGCUGUCAAGCAAGCUCUGCAAAAGGAGGGCGAGGCAGGAGUGGCUUUAGCAUCUCUGCGGGACACGGUGGGGCAGCAGCUGGAGCUGAGCAAAGCAGAGAGGAAGCAGCUUGCCAAGAUCAUGGACACCAAGUGGGAGAUUUCGCAUUGCACGUAUGCGCAUGCUCUGCUGCAUCCUCACCGUCCGUGUCUCAUAUCCGUCGCAUCGCGUCCAUCUCCCUUGUCCACGUCAGCAGGCGACUGCCCGGUUCUCGGCAAGGGAUUCUUCUUUGGCCUCGCCACGGCGCCUGCACACGUAGAGGACCAGCUGGAUGACGCGUGGCUGAAAUUCGCUCGGCGCGGAAGCAACGAGAAGCCCGACCGAGGCCCUGUUCGGGCGUGGCACAACGUGCCCAAGGCUGAGCAGCGGCUUCGGUUCUGGACCGAGCCUGAGGUGGAGGUGGACCUGGCAGCGCGUGCAGGCGUGGAGGCCUUCCGUAUGGGCGUUGACUGGGGGAGGAUUGUUCUGCGCGAGCCACAGGGGGGCAAGAUGGAGAUCGACCAUGGAGCAGUGGCGCGCUACAAGGAGAUAAUGGCGCUGGUGCGGGCGAGAGGCAUGCGCGUGAUGCUCACACUCUUCCACCACUCGCUGCCCUCCUGGGCCGAGCCCAUUGGCGGCUGGACCAACGCCUCCCUCGUUGACCACUUUGACUCCUGGACCCAGUGA